Molecule: messenger RNA, 1702 nt
Organism: Oncorhynchus masou masou (cherry salmon)
Lineage: Eukaryota; Metazoa; Chordata; Actinopteri; Salmoniformes; Salmonidae
Exons: 2
Coding region: 138-1325 (395 amino acids)
Source: RefSeq, a predicted model, not a curated record
CGGUACAGAGUCAAUGUGGAGGCUAUAUACAGGGGGUACCGGUACAAUGUGGAGGCUAUAUACAGGGGGUACCGGUACAGAGUCAAUGUGGAGGCUAUAUACAGGGGGUACCGGUACAGAGUCAAUGUGGAGGCUAUAUGCAGGGUGUUACGGUACAGAGUCAAUGUGGAGGCUAUAUACAGGGGGUACCGGUACAGAGUCAAUGUGGAGGCUAUAUACAGGGGGUACCGGUACAGAGUCAAUGUGGAGGCUAUAUACAGGGGGUACCGGUACAGAAUCAAUGUGGAGGCUAUAUACAGGGGUACCGGUACAGAGUCAAUGUGGAGGCUAUAUACAGGGGGUACCGGUACAGAGUCAAUGUGGAGGUUUAUAUACAGGGGGUACCAGUACAGAGUCAAUGUGGAGGCUAUAUACAGGGUAUUACGGUACCGAGUCAAUGUGGAGACUAUAUACAGGUGGUACCGGUACCGAGUCAAUGUGGAGGCUAUAUACAGGGGGUACCGGUACCGAGUCAAUGUGGAGGCUAUAUACAGGGGGUACCGGUACCGAGUCAAUGUGGAGGCUAUAUACAGGGGGUACCAAGUCAAUGUGGAGGCUAUAUACAGGGGGUACCGAGUCAAUGUGGAGGCUAUAUACAGGGGGUACCAAGUCAAUGUGGAGGCUAUAUACAGGGGGUACCGGUACAGAGUCAAUGUGGAGGUUAUAUACAGGGGGUACCGGUACAGAGUCAAUGUGGAGGCUAUAUACAGGUGGUACCGGUACAGAGUCAAUGUGGAGGCUAUAUACAGGGUGUACCGGUACAGAGUCAAUGUGGAGGCUAUAUACAGGGGUACCGGUACAGAGUCAAUGUGGAGGCUAUAUACAGGGGGUACCGGUACAGAGUCAAUGUGGAGGCUAUAUACAGGGGGUACCGGUACAGAGUCAAUGGGGAGGCUAUAUACAGGGGGUACCGGUACAAUGUGGAGGCUAUAUACAGGGGGUACCGGUACAAUGUGGAGGCUAUAUACAGGGGGUACCGGUACAAUGUGGAGGCUAUAUACAGGGGGUACCGGUACAGAGUCAAUGUGGAGGCUAUAUACAGGGGCUACCGGUACAGAGUCAAUGUGGAGGCUAUAUGCAGGGUGUUACGGUACAGAGUCAAUGUGGAGGCUAUAUACAGGGGGUACCGGUACAGAGUCAAUGUGGAGGCUAUAUACAGGGGGUACCGGUACAGAGUCAAUGUGGAGGCUAUAUACAGGGGGUACCGGUACAGAGUCAAUGUGGAGACUAUAUACAGGGGGUACCGGAACAGAGUCAAUGUGGAGGCUAUAUACAGGGGGUACUAGUACAGAGUCAAUGUGGAGACUAUAUACAGGGGGUACCGGUACCGAGUCAAUGGGGAGGCUAUAUACAGGGGGUACCGGUACAGAGUCAAUGUGGAGCCUAUAUACAGGGUAUUACGGUACAGAGUCAAUGUGGAGGCUAUAUACAGGGGGUACCGGUACAGAGUCAAUGUGGAGGCUAUAUACAGGGGGUACCGGUACAGUGUCAAUGUGGAGGCUAUAUACAGGGGGUACCGGUACAGAGUCAAUGUGGAGGCUAUAUACAGGGGGUACCGGUACAGAGUCAAUGUGGAGGCUAUAUACAGGUGGUACCGGUACAGAGUCAAUGUGGAGGCUAUAUACAGGGGGUACCGGUACAGAAUCAAUGUGGAGGCUAUAUA